UACGCACACAUUAGACGUACUUUUCUUUUCUCAGACUUUGAUGGGAUUAUUUUUUACUGCUAACAGUGUACAAUUACAUUGGAUUGUUACAAUCAAGUGAUUACCAUUUGAUCGAACAGACUUGACGCAUUUGGAUACCUUUAUAACUGGUUCAUGGAUUUACAAAAUGCAACAAUCAAGUAAACGAUCUAGGGUUGUCAAGGAGUCAAUCAUCCCAUAUAUAACUGAAUCAGUAUUGUCUAUAAUUUGUAGUUAAAAUAUCUGAAACACUAAGCAGUAUCGGAGAAACUCAUAAACUUUUAUUAAAAGCCAAUGAGAUAUUUGUAAAGUAUUUAGUUGAAGAAGAAAAGAAAAAGAAAUCUAAACUUAUUAUUCAGCCAGAGCAAAAUCAAAUUCAAGGAGAGCAGACAAAUAAUAGCACAGUAGAAAAAUAAGCAAUAUUAAAGAUGAAUCUAGAUAAUUCAGAAGUUGUAUCUUUUAUAAACAACUAUUUUGCUUUAGCUGAUGGGCUUGUUCCUGAAUUUGAAUAUCUUUUAGCUGAAAAUGUUGUAUUAGACUGGUUUGGUAAAACAAUUAAAGGUAAACACAAUGUGACAGCUUUUAUGAAUAUGCAUAAAAUUAACUCAAGACAUGUGUUUAAUGAAAUUUAUUCAAGUGAUAAUAUUGGGUACAAUGGAAAAUCUAAUUUUAGAAGAAGAAGAAGAGGCAAGUCUAAAAGUGCAAAUAACUCUGUGCAAAAUGGAAAUAUUUCCUGUGAAAACAACUUGAUUUAUCACAGUAGCCCUCUCAAUGAAAGUGUUUCAUCUAAUGAACAAUCAUUUUCAUGUACAAAAAGCUACUCUUCUACUGAAGAAGAACAUGGCUUAACAUUCGAGUUACAUGAUGAUAGCCUUACUAAUAUUUUUAAGUUAGAAAAUAUACAGUCUACGGACACUGAAGAAAUAGAACAACAAAUUUGUCAAAUUGGUCUAGAAGAAAAAUCCAACAAUCUUUCAUCUAUAACACUCUUCAAAGAGGCAAAGGAAGCUAAGAAUAUUAGUAUUGUCGAGUCUUCAAUGAAAUUUGUAGAGGCAGAUGGAGAAAUAUUAUUUGCUAAAAAAUCAAGACGACAGAGUAUUUGGAACGAAUAUAAAUUACUUUCGUCAAUUUCAACACAAACAUGGAGGAAACCCUGCAAGCUGCAAAUUGCUUAUUCUUUACAGAAGGUUUGCCAGACACCUAAAUUAACUUCUAAUAAUAAUAACAUUAAGUCUCAUUGUAAACCAGUUCUAGUUAAAAAUCAAACAGAGUUGAUGAAUUUUGAACAAAUAAUCGAUCUUAGUAAUCAGCUUGUGCCAAAUGUUAAUGAUUAUGCUGGUUAUCUUAGAAAUGUUAAUAUUGAAAGAGAACAAGAUGUAUUUUUUGAUCAAUUUAAUGAAUACUUGUUGAAAAAUCAGAGGAGUAAUUUGAAUACUACACCUCAGUACAUAAAUAAUCAAUUAGCUUUGCAAAAAAACAUAUGUGAUGAUCAAAAUAAAUCUCAAAAUAAUUGUUUCUCUAAUUAUUCGAUUCAAAUUAUUAUUUAUGAAGGUAGAAGUCAUUGCAGAGCAAAUUUAUCUGAGAAAUUUAUAUAAUUAGUAAACUAUAUAUUUAUAUAUACAUAGAUGUAUGUAUGUACGUAGGAUAAACGUGAUUAAUGUCGUUUAUCAAUGCUUUUAAAUGCUAUAAGUAAAUAUUAUUACAAGAUAAUAUGUAAAAUUAUAGUAAAAUUUCGAUGAUUCA
This is a messenger RNA of Phymastichus coffea, 1761 nucleotides long. RefSeq lists its product as uncharacterized. The transcript is spliced from 5 exons. NCBI's taxonomy places the organism in Eukaryota, Metazoa, Arthropoda, Insecta, Hymenoptera, Eulophidae. The record is from RefSeq and is a predicted model, not a curated record. Bases 447 to 1613 code for a protein of 388 amino acids.